AGCGUGGGAAAGAAGCAAGCUGCCGGCAUUCGACCCGGGGAUUUAUGCUGCUAAUCUGAUUAGUGUAUGAUGGACGUGUCCAGUUGGAAGGAGAUGGAGGUGGCACUAGUCAGUUUUGACAACGCUGAUCAGAUCGUGGAGGAUCCCUGUUAUUCAAACGACCUCAGCCCCGCCAGCCAGUCGCGGAAAGGCCAUCCCAGCUGCGCCAACCUCCUCUCCAACUGGAGAAUCCUCAUCAACAGUGAAAACGCCAACAAUGAGACCAUUUUCUCCAGGUUCUCUGCUGAGUUCAGCGAGCACCUGGUGGGGGAGCGGGUUGGGAUGGAGGAGGGGGACCAGCGAGUCAUCAUCAACAUCGCUGGGCUGAGGUUUGAGACACGACUCAAGACCCUCAACCAGUUCCCGGAGACCUUGCUUGGUGACCCAGAGAAGAGGAUGCGUUACUUUGACUCCAUGAGGAAUGAGUAUUUCUUCGAUAGGAACAGGCCCAGUUUUGAUGGGAUCCUGUACUAUUACCAAUCGGGUGGGAAAAUCCGGCGUCCGGCCAACGUACCCAUUGAUGUCUUUGCUGAUGAAAUCACUUUCUAUGAGCUGGGUGACGAAGCCAUGGACCAGUUCAGGGAGGAUGAAGGGUUUAUCAAGGACCCUGAGACUCUCUUACCAACCAAUGACUUUCAUAGGCAAUUCUGGCUGCUCUUUGAGUACCCCGAAAGCUCCAGCGCGGCCAGAGGUGUAGCUUUGGUCUCUGUCCUGGUCAUCGUCAUCUCCAUCAUCAUCUUCUGCAUGGAGACCUUGCCAGAGUUCAGAGAGGAAAGGGAAUAUAAGUCCACCCAGGAGCUUUCUAAGAAUACGACGGACACCUUGCUGGCCCACAGCACCUUCACAGACCCUUUCUUUGUCAUAGAGACUGCCUGCAUCAUCUGGUUCUCCUUCGAGCUGUUCGUUCGAUUCAUCGUCUGCCCGAGCAAGACCGAGUUCUUCAAGAACAUCAUGAACAUUAUUGACAUUGUGUCCAUCAUCCCCUACUUCGUGACGCUCACCACCGAGCUGAUCCAGCAGAGCGAACUCAACGGGCAGCAGAACAUGUCCUUGGCCAUCCUACGGAUCAUCCGCUUGGUGCGGGUCUUCCGGAUCUUCAAACUGUCCCGGCACUCCAAGGGGCUGCAGAUCCUGGGGCAGACCCUCAAGGCCAGCAUGCGGGAGCUGGGCUUGCUCAUCUUCUUCCUCUUCAUCGGCGUCAUCCUCUUCUCCAGCGCCAUCUAUUUUGCGGAAGUGGACGAGCCACAGUCCCAUUUCUCCAGCAUCCCCGAUGGCUUCUGGUGGGCCGUGGUCACGAUGACGACCGUUGGCUAUGGUGAUAUGUGUCCCACCACCUUGGGGGGGAAGAUCGUGGGCACGCUGUGUGCUAUUGCAGGAGUGCUGACCAUCGCCCUGCCCGUCCCCGUCAUCGUCUCAAACUUUAACUAUUUCUACCACAGGGAGACGGAGAAUGAAGAGAAGCAAAUUCUGCCCGGGGAAGUGGAGAGGAUACUCAACAGUGUGGUGACGGGCAACGACAGCAUGGAGUCUCUCAAUAAGACCAAUGGGGGUUACCCUCGAGACAAGGCCAAAAAAUGAUGCUUGUUUCCAUGGCAGAGCUGAGCGCUGUCAGGUGGGGGGUGG
Messenger RNA from Phasianus colchicus (ring-necked pheasant), 1662 nucleotides. It is a transcript of the gene KCNA10, whose product is annotated as potassium voltage-gated channel subfamily A member 10. Gene Ontology annotation, biological process: protein homooligomerization; potassium ion transmembrane transport; action potential. NCBI's taxonomy places the organism in Eukaryota, Metazoa, Chordata, Aves, Galliformes, Phasianidae. Gene Ontology annotation, molecular function: delayed rectifier potassium channel activity; protein binding. Gene Ontology annotation, cellular component: voltage-gated potassium channel complex; membrane. The record is from RefSeq and is a predicted model, not a curated record.